AUGCCUGCUCCGGCUGGAACCAAGCGCGUCCGAGGCGUUCAGGUCUACCGCCCUUUCGUCUACGGCACCGAAGCGAUCCCUUUCGACCCCGAGAACAGACCUAAGGAUGCGCCACCCGACCACACGCACAAGUGGAAAGUGUUUGUCCGCGGGAUCAACAACGAAGAUAUAUCCUACUGGCUGAAGAAAGUCCAAUUCAAGUUGCACGAUACAUACGCCAAUAGUGUGAGAAUGAUUGAAGGUCCUCCCUUUGAGGUAGAAGAGACGGGGUGGGGUGAAUUCGAGAUUGCGAUCAAGUUCUACUUUGUCCCGGAAAGCACCGAGAAACCGCAACAGAUCUGGCAUGGCCUCAAGCUACAUCCUUACUAUGGUGACAUUGAGCAGCAAAAGCGCGAUAGAUCGAUGAUUAGCAGCGUUUGUUACGAAGAGGUCUUGUUUAAUGAGCCCGUAGAAGUCUUCUACGAUCUUCUCACGGGCGGUUCCCAAGCAACAAAGUCAAAGACCGGAAAAGGGGCCAAAAGCCAGAUAAAAGCGCCUCCCACUGCAGAGAUACCCAUGAGAAGUAGUGGAGGUAACAAAUUUAGCAGAGAAGAAGAAGGCAAAGAGUUGGAUCGGCUGGGUGAGGCCGUGAAGAAAGUACAAGCGAUGGUGGCGGAAGAGAAAGCCAGGCUGGUAACAGAAGAAGCCAGGCUACAAGAGCUGGAAAAGACGGAAGGAAAGCCCGUCAAAAGAAAGUGA
This is a messenger RNA of Exophiala spinifera, 738 nucleotides long. RefSeq lists its product as uncharacterized. Lineage: Eukaryota; Fungi; Ascomycota; Eurotiomycetes; Chaetothyriales; Herpotrichiellaceae. Gene Ontology annotation, biological process: regulation of DNA-templated transcription. The record is from RefSeq and is a predicted model, not a curated record. The transcript has a single exon. The coding region runs from base 1 to 738 and encodes 245 amino acids.